AUGCUCCUUUUCCCGUCACAUGCGGUGACCGGCUGUACUGGGCACGCAGCACGCUGCCCAGCGCGCUGGGGUACCGAGCCGCAAGCAGCACCGUCUGGUUCCAGAGGCUGCGCACUUCCCCUGCGUGCCCUGCCACGAUUUCUCAGCAUCGGCACAGCAGUGGCAGCACAGCGCUGGUGGCGAAGGAGGCAGGGGCCCACACUCAUGGCAGCCUCGCGAACGGGCGCAGACACGGUCGCAGUCGCUCAGGGCGACGCAACAGGGCUUCUGCUCAUAGAGCACCUGAAUUUGAAUGUGCUGAGUACACAAGUCGCCCUGGAGUUCUACGAGGCGCUUGGAUGCUGUCGAGACGCGAGACGACCGAUGAACAAAACUUUGCACAGUAACUGCGGCUCUUUGACGCAGUUUCACACACCGUCGCCGGACAAUGAAGCCUACAUCGCAGGCGAUGGUGCUCAGACUUGGCGUGGUCACGUGGAGUUGUUGUACGACAGCCUCGAGUCACUUCAAGCAGCGGCCACGCGCGUCGCGCAACUACGUCAAAAGGCCGAGUUUCAAGGAACGAGCUUGGCCGUCGGUGAUUGGAAUGAAGAGCAACAGGAGCUGUGGGCAACCGACGCAUACGGCAACAAGUUUGCCCUGCGCAUUGCCUCGAAUGCGGCGGCUGCGGCCCUGACUGUUGGAAUCCGGCCAGGCGCAGAGGACUGCAAGGUCCUUGGCAUCGGCUCCGUGACCUUGCAGGUACCUCCCGGCACGGCGGAACGUGGAGCCAAGUUUUAUGCUGAGCUUCUGGGCUUCUCCAUGACAAGAGAGCCCGGUGCCUGGGCGCUCUUGGGCGGCCCCCACUCGGCUCAGCGCUUGCGCUUGGAGGAACACGCCGGCUGCAGCGGACAAGAGCUGGGGGAGCACCUGGCCAUCUACAUACAAGAUUUCGAUGCGUGUUUCGAGCGCUUGCGCCAGCGAGGUCUUAUUUGGGUGAAUCCUCGGUUUGUACAUCUCGACAAGUCCACGAACCUCGACGAGGCACGGAAAUACAACUGCUUCCGCUUCAAAGACAUCCUGGAUUUGGAAUCUGGCGAGAAGCUCUUCGAGCUAGAGCAUGAGGUGCGCUCCACGGGCCACAAGAGUUGUCCGUUGAGAACCGCGAACUAG
Messenger RNA from Symbiodinium sp. CCMP2592, 1152 nucleotides. The record is from the annotation of a GenBank genome assembly. NCBI's taxonomy places the organism in Eukaryota, Dinophyceae, Suessiales, Symbiodiniaceae.